UCCAACUGAAUAUGAUGUACUCUAAAGUGCCAGUCAGUUAUUAUGAAAACCGUCCAGCAGUUGAUGGUACAUUAAUAUUGAACUGCGAGGACCGAAAUCUUAAUGCAAGCCGCCAUGUCCCAGUUUACAACUGUCGAAACACCUGUGAUUUCUUCCGACUGGCGACGCAGAGUUCCCGGUAUUACCAGUCUGCUGAAGCAUGUCCUAACCAACGGGCAGCUGGGCGAUGUCCAGUUUUCAGUGGGACGGGAUCAUGGUGAAGUGAAGAUCUUUACAGCCCACAAAUUUAUCCUCAGCCUCAACAGUGACGUUUUUGACGCAAUGUUCAAUGGGCAACUGGCGGAAACCGGUCCAGAGCCCAUCGGCAUCCCUGAGAUCCUUCCAGAAGCAUUUGACAUAAUGCUCAUGUAUAUGUACACGGGUUCAGCCGAGGAACAACUGGGAACACAGAACGUUUUCCAGACUGUUUACUGCGCGGAUAAGUACAACUUGCCCGUACUUUUAGAACUGAGCCUGAAGUUCCUGAACAGCCAGCUGAAGCUCACCAACUGUUUGGAGUAUCUGGAAAAUGUCGGUUUGAUGACGUCGUUCAAUCACAGCCCGAUGGUACUAACGGCCCUAUCUUUGCUUGUUCCCAGGUUAAAUAUUUGGUACAUCAUUGCGCUACGGCUUUCGUGGAGCAGUGCCUGGAACUUGUGGAUGUAUAAACCAGAAAUAUUUUGCUUUCGAAACAGUUUACCACGAUUGGUCAGGAUACACUGGGAAAGAUUCUGCAACGGGAUUCCUUGUGGGUGGAUGAGAAUACACUAUACAAGGCUGCGGAAAAUCGUCGUCCUCGUGACGGCCGACGAAUUGUUAGUCGACAAGAAUGCCGAUGGGCUAGAGAAGCGUGCCGCAGGAAUAAUCUGGAGCCAUCAAGAGUUAACCGGCGAGAGAUGCUGGGCGAUGCUCUAUUUCAUAUUCGAUUUCCGCUGUUAUCCGAUUCUCAACUGGUCAACGGCCCGGCGAAGAACGAUUUGCUGCUUAAAAGCGAUCUGCUGGCAAUUUACAAAUAUAAGCAUGCCAAAACGAAACCGCUCCUUCCUUUUUCGGUUGAAACGCGAAAGGGCAUGAAUCGCCUUUUAGCCGAUUACUCUAAUUUUCCUGAUUUUCAACACUUGGAACUUGUGUUUGCUUCCGUCGAAGGCGAACCCUGGUAUGCGGGAAAGAUUCUAGAAAAAACUUCCUAUGGUUUUCUCGUCAGAUUACAAGGAAAACCGGUUAGCCUAUAUUGUUCGAAUCAACUGGUGCGGGCAUCGGAUAUCCUGAAGCGUGGCCAGCAGAUGCUCUGGCCUUUUUGUGACGGUAACCAUGGAACGCCGGAGCUCUACCCAAACAUUGUGACCUACGAAGGCCGUCAAAAUGAUAAAUACAUGGUCCGUAUCGAAGGCAGUGGCAGAGAGGUUGAAGUGGACUUGGAAGUGGAAUUCAUGGAUUUGCGUGUUAGUCGGCCGCAAAUGGCGGCUUGGAAAGUAUCAGCAAACCGUUAGUUGCCGGACAAGCGGCAUAACGGCGGUUGUUUUCGGCUUUCGUUGUCAUUACUGUUAUAAAAAUUAAUAGCGUUUAUGGAAUUAUUCGCCUCCUAACUUACUGAGUAAAUGAUUCAGAAGGUUGAACCUCAUAGUUUGCGAAAAAGAAUA
Paramacrobiotus metropolitanus is the source of this 1679-nucleotide messenger RNA. RefSeq lists its product as uncharacterized. The record is from RefSeq and is a predicted model, not a curated record. Lineage: Eukaryota; Metazoa; Tardigrada; Eutardigrada; Parachela; Macrobiotidae. The transcript has 6 exons. Gene Ontology annotation, molecular function: protein binding. The coding region runs from base 103 to 1113 and encodes 336 amino acids.